CUCCCCUGAGCUGCAGCCAGAACUGACCAAAAAAAGUCUAAAACGGAUUGAGCUGCAUUCAUCUUCCGAAGUCUUACUCUUCUUUGGCAAUGUGGGGCAGUCGCAUGGCACUACGGAGGCUCCAGAAAAUCGCUGUUGCUCCCCUGAGCGUCAAAGAAGGUAUAACUAGUAAAAUCCAGAGAGAGAUGUCAACCCUCCAGCGGGUGUACGUCACCCGACAGAUCCCACCUGAGGGACUGAGGAUCCUCAAAGAAUCGGGACAGGUGCAGUUUGAGCUGUGGGACUCGGAUGACGUCCCCGUGUCAAGGGCAGAGCUGCUGAAAAAGGUCAAAGGGGUUGAUGGUCUGCUCUGCGUGCUGACGGAGAAGAUUGAUGCUGAGCUGUUGGAUGCUGCAGGUCCGAACCUAAAGGUUCUCAGUACCAUGUCUGUGGGUUUUGAUCAUCUGUCUUUAGAUGAGCUGAAGAAAAGAGGAAUCCGUGUAGGAUACACCCCUGAAGUUCUAACUGAUGCUGUUGCUGAGCUGACCGUCGCUCUGCUGCUGGCGACCUCCAGGAGACUUAUCGAGGCCACGCAUGAAGCCAAGACUGGUGGCUGGGGAACAUGGAGAACUCUUUGGCUGUGUGGACAUGAACUGGCCAACAGCACUGUGGGUAUCCUGGGUUUGGGAAGGAUUGGUGUAGCUAUCGCAGAACGCCUGGCACCCUUUAAAGUGAAAAAGUUUAUCUACACAGACGUGGCUCCCAGGCCGGAAUUGGCCAGAGCCAUCAACGCGGAGUACGUCUCGUUUGAUGAACUAGCAAAGCAGUCGGAUUUCCUGGCUGUGUGCUGUGCUUUAACACCUGAGACUAAGGAGAUCUGCAACAAAGAACUCUUCUCCAAGAUGAAAAACACCUCUAUUUUCAUCAACACAAGCAGAGGUGGAGUAGUGAACCAGGAGGAUCUGUAUGAGGCUUUGUCAACUGGUCAGAUAGCAGGAGCUGGACUGGACGUCACCGUCCCAGAACCUCUGCCCACCAACCACCCACUGUUUACCCUCAAAAACUGCGUGAUUCUCCCACACAUUGCAAGUGCAUCUUACACCACCCGCAACGCCAUGUCCGCACUGGCGGCAAACAACCUCCUCCUGGGCCUGCGGGGCGAGCCAAUGAUCAAGGAGCUCAAGCUGUAGGAGGCUACAAUUUAUGAAUUCUUGGGAGAAAUUGUUUAUCUUUGUGAUAUGAUUAAAAUUCUUGGUGCUACAAUGAGAAAUUCAUGAUAAAAAAAAGAACCCUGCAAACUGUCA
Messenger RNA from Oryzias melastigma (Indian medaka), 1283 nucleotides. RefSeq names its product glyoxylate reductase/hydroxypyruvate reductase b (gene grhprb). The coding region runs from base 90 to 1169 and encodes 359 amino acids. The transcript has 9 exons. Gene Ontology annotation, molecular function: NAD binding; hydroxypyruvate reductase [NAD(P)H] activity; glyoxylate reductase (NADPH) activity. The record is from RefSeq and is a predicted model, not a curated record. NCBI's taxonomy places the organism in Eukaryota, Metazoa, Chordata, Actinopteri, Beloniformes, Adrianichthyidae. Gene Ontology annotation, cellular component: cytosol.